Molecule: messenger RNA, 7032 nt
Organism: Acanthochromis polyacanthus (spiny chromis)
Lineage: Eukaryota; Metazoa; Chordata; Actinopteri; Pomacentridae
Product: thrombospondin type-1 domain-containing protein 7A-like
Exons: 25
Coding region: 1-3753 (1250 amino acids)
Biological process (GO): actin cytoskeleton organization
Cellular component (GO): plasma membrane
Source: RefSeq, a predicted model, not a curated record
AUGUACUGCCUCAGCCUGACUUGUCCUGUGGCCCUGUCUGUCUUUAGUUACAGUUGGAAAACCACAGAGUGGACAGAGUGCAGGGUGGAUGUGCUGCUGAGCCAGCAGGACCGUCGGCGUGGAAACCAGACAGGUUUGUGCGGAGGCGGGACUCAGACUCGGGAGGUCUACUGUGUGCAGUCCCCUGCUGAUACACCACCCACCCUCAACUUGCUCAGGAGCAAAGAAGCACUGCGACCGGUGGACAGUGAUCUAUGUCUGGGCAUUCCUCCAGACACUAUCCAGCUCUGCCAUAUCAGCUGCCCUGUUGAGUGUGAGGUUUCUUUGUGGAGUGCUUGGGGACCCUGCACCUAUGAAAACUGCCAGGACCAGACAGCCAAGAAAGGCUUCAAACUGAGAAAGAGGAGGAUAGUCAAUGAGCCGACAGGUGGGACAGGGAACUGCCCCCACCUAGUGGAGGCAAUACCGUGUGAAGACCCCAGCUGCUUUGACUGGCUGGUGGUUAAACUGGAGGAGUGUAUCCCUGACAAUGAGAAGAAAUGUGGACCAGGAACCCAAAUCCCUCAAGUCCAGUGUGUCAACAGUGAUGGUGAAUACAUGGAGAGGCAGCUCUGCCGUGAUGCCAUCCUUCCUAUGCCUGCCAUCUGUGAGGUGCCUUGCUCCAGGGAUUGUGCCCUGAGCCCCUGGACCCCCUGGUCACUCUGUUCCCAUACAUGCUCUGGAAAAAACACAGAGGGAAAACAGACCAGAGCUCGUUCUAUCCUUGCCUAUAAUGCAGGAGAAGGGGGAAUCCCAUGUCCCAACAUCAGUGCCCUGCAGGAGGUGAGGAGCUGCAAUGACCAUCCCUGCACUGUGUACCACUGGCAAACAGGUCCAUGGGGGCAGUGCAUUGAGGACUCCUCAAUUCCAUCUACCAACACGUCUGUGCGCCGAACACGUGGCAGUGAUGUUUCCUGCUCAGUAGGGAUGCAAACCCGCAAAGUUAUCUGUGUCCGGGUCAACGUGGGCCAAGUUCCUCCCAAAAAGUGUCCAGAGAGUGUUCGCCCAGACACCGUCAGACCGUGUUUACUUCCCUGCAAGAGAGACUGUAUCAUUACCCCAUACAGUGACUGGAGCCCCUGUCCAUCAACAUGUCAAUCAGGUGGUAACACUAAGAAGAAGCAAUCUAGGAAACGUAUCAUCAUCCAGUUACCAGCCAAUGGGGGACAGGACUGUCCUGAGGUUCUGAACCAGGAAAGAGAGUGUGACGCUCCAUCUGUCUGUCAGGGAUACAGAUGGAAGACCCACAAGUGGCGCAGAUGUCAGCUGGUUCCAUGGUCAGUUCGACAGGACAGUCCUGGAGCUCAGGAGAUCUGUGGGCCAGGUCUUCAAGUUCGAGCUGUUUCAUGUCGGAAACAGGAUGGUGGACAAGCAGAUGUUGAAGCUUGUCUUAAGUUUGCUAGCCCCAUGCUGCCUCUCACCCAGCCCUGCCAACUGCCAUGCCAGGAAGACUGUCAACUCAGCACCUGGUCCAAGUUCUCCUCCUGCGCAGCUGACUGUGUGGGGGUAAGGACCCGAAAGAGAAUGCUAGUGGGGAAGAGUAAAAAACGUGAUCAGUGUAAAAACAGCCAGAUGUAUCCCUUGAGUGAAACCCAGUAUUGCCCCUGUAACAAAUACAAUGCCCAACCUGUGGGCAACUGGUCAGACUGUAUCCUACCUGAGGGCGCUCGCAUGGAGGGUCACCUGGGCAUGAAAGUCCAAGGUGACAUCAGGGAGUGCGGCCAAGGAUACCGCUACCAGGCCAUGGUGUGCUAUGAUCAGGACAACCGCAUAGUUGAGACUUCUCGCUGCAACAGUCAUGGAUAUAUUGAGGAAGCUUGCAUCAUCCCCUGUCCAUCUGACUGCAAAUUAAGUGAAUGGUCUAACUGGUCGCGUUGCAGCAAGUCAUGUGGCAGUGGGGUCAAAGUUCGCUCCAAAUGGCUCAGAGAGAAGCCCUACAAUGGUGGGAGACCAUGUCCCAAACUGGACCACAUCAACCAGGCUCAGGUGUAUGAGGUGGUGCCUUGUCUCAGUGACUGUGGACAGUAUGUCUGGGUGGCAGAGCCUUGGAGUGUAUGGAAAGUCAGCAAUGUGGACCUGAAGGAGAACUGCGGUGAAGGUAUCCAAACUCGAAAAGUCAGGUGUAUGCUCAACACUGUAGAUGGGCCCUCUGAGCAGGUAGAAGACUACCUGUGUGACCCAGAGGAGAUGCCCCUGGGUGCUCGUAACAGCCGGUUACCCUGCCCAGAGGACUGUGUGUUAUCAGACUGGGGAGUCUGGAGCCCAUGUUCACUGCCAUGUAGUGAAAAUGGUACCCGAGAGAGGAGUGCUUACCUGCUUCGCCAGCCAGGAGAGGAGAUGGAGUGUCCUUCGGCAAAAGAAACAGAGCCAUGCAAACUCAACGGCAACUGCUUUCACUACUCUUACAAUAUCACCGACUGGAGUACCUGUCAACUGAGUGAAAGAGCAGUGUGUGGAAAUGGCAUUAAAACCCGCAUGCUGGACUGUGUCCGUAGUGAUGGUAAAUCUGUUGACCUCAAAUUUUGCAAAGAGCUGGGUCUAGAGAGGAAGUGGCAGAUGAAUGCUUCCUGUGUUGUAGAAUGUCCUGUGAACUGCCAGCUGUCUGAUUGGUCACCAUGGUCAGACUGCACUCGUUCCUGUGGGCUGGCAGGCAAGCUGUGGAGGAGACGGACAGUGAUCCAGGCUCCCCAGGGUGAUGGAAGGCCAUGUCCAUCCCAGAUGGAACAGUGGAAGCCCUGCCUGGUGAAGCCCUGCUACAGCUGGAGAUACAGCACAUGGUCAGAAUGCAAGUCUGAGGGUGCAAGGUGUGGAGAAGGCCUACGUUUCAGAAAUGUGUCAUGUUUUGUCUCUGAUGGCUCGAGUCAGCAGGAUAGCAGUGUGGUGGAUGACGAGCUGUGUGGAGAUCUGGAGCCUUCAGUGGAUGGAGACACAAGCAUUGUUUUGCAGGAGCUCUGUACUGUACCCUGCCCAGGGGAGUGUUAUUUGACUGACUGGACUGUUUGGAGUCCGUGCCAGCUAAGUUGCGUGAGCGGGGAUGACCUGGGCUUUGGCUCAGUCCAGGUCCGAUCCAGAGCUGUGGUGGCCCAAGAUCCAGAGAAUCUGCUUCAGUGUCCAGAACAAGAGCUGGAGGCACGGCCAUGUACAGAUGGACAGUGUUUUGAAUACAAGUGGAGGACUGGACCAUGGAGAGGCUCAUCUCGCCAAGUCUGGUGUCAGCGUUCAGAUGGGCUCAAUGUUACAGGUGGAUGCCUGGUCACAGCCAAGCCAAUUGCAGACCGAUCCUGUAACCCACCAUGCACCAAGCCCCGGUCCCUAUGCACAGAGGUCGGUGUUUGUGGCUGCGAGGAAGGCUACACAGAGGUGAUGACAUCUGAUGGUGUGCUGGACCAGUGUACUGUCAUCCCUGUACUAGAGAUCCCCACUGCAGGAGACAACAAGGCUGAUGUCAAGACCAUCCGAGCCUUUAAUCCCACCCAGCCUGCAGCCAGCACACCAGGCAGGGUGGGACGCACUUGGUUCCUGCAGCCCUUUGGUCCAGAUGGGAAGCUGAAGACCUGGGUAUAUGGAGUAGCAGCAGGAGCGUUCGUGCUGCUCAUCUUUAUAAUCUCCAUGACAUACUUAGCAUGCAAAAAGCCAAAGAAACCACAGCGACGGCAGAUGAACAACAGACUGAAGCCACUGACUUUGGCCUAUGAUGGAGACGCUGAUAUGUAGGAGCCUUCCUACUUACCACACUGACUUUCAGACAUUUGUCCUCCUUCAGGGCACACUGGGUUGCAUCCCUUCAAGUCAGGGGCACUGCUGAUCAACCAACAUGCAGAUGAAGAUUCUGACAGAAAAUGAAACCUCAAAGAUCAAGGCACAGAAUCCACAUUCAUGGACAGCCUUGACAUCCCCUCCUCUUUUUUAUUUUCAUUCUAGUAGUUUCUUUCACAGGAGCCUUCAUGAAUUAUCUUCUUCUGGAAGUCUGCCUUUGCUUCUCUGCCAUCUACUACAAUCAGUAAUAUUCAAACCAUUGAAGAGGUUUGCUCCAAAACAAAGAUUUUGCUGUGCAAGCACAAAUUUCUGUUGGGGAUUUGUUAAUUUUGUCACGGGUGAGUGGCAUUGUUUGUUUCACUUGUCAGUCUUUGUCCCAUAACAACAAAAACAUUCAAAUCAUCUGUAUAAUUAUGGCCUGGAUGUACCUCACAAGAAAAAAAUACAACCAGAAAACGAAAGUAAGUUUAAUGAAUCCCAGAGUAACAUUACUUCUGCCUGCCUGUCCUGUCUCUGUUUUUUCAGGCAUAAUUUUGCACUAUAUUAGUGCAGCAUGUUAUGUACUUAUGUCUAGCUUUGCCAUAGAAAACUGCCUCUUUCAAUACAAGAUGAUGUACAGUCUUGUGCUAGAAAUGUAAAAAAAAAAAAAAAAGACUUUUUUUGCAAACAGAACUCACCAAUGUUAAUAUUUUUCUUCUUUUACCUCUUGUAUGUGAAACAAUGAGACUCAUUGUAAAUAGGAUUUUUUUGUGUAGUCUCAACUUAACCUUUCUUGUCUGUACAGCUACAAGUCCCAAACUCUGCCAGAGUUUAUUUAAUCGUAAUGAUUUUUUGACUGUGACUUAAUAUCAUGAUUUUUAACUUCAUAAAUUCUAAAUAUACAUCACAUCCAUUUGCUUAGUCUGUAGAAAUUAUGUGUUCUAUAAAAGCCUUAGCCUGGGACAUGGAAAGAAAGAAGAGACUAUGUAAAUCUCACCACUGAUGAUUAGUUAAUUAAUUGUGCAUCUUUACUCCUGGUGGUUCAGUACACAAAGAUGAUGAGGGCCUGUGAUAUCUGAGAUUUGAAUUUAAUCUUGUUGGACAUUCAAACAUCUAAUAUCAAAAAUGUCAUAUUAUGGCUUAAAUCUCAAAAUUAUUGUCAUCUUUCAGGUGUUAAACAAUUUGUCUUCCAGGAGGCUCUCCCUCUACACAAAGACAACUUUUCACUCUGCCUUUAAGUAUGGCCACUUCAGAACAACUACAUUCACUUAUUUCUGAUACUGAGACAACAUAGUGAAAGAACUAGUUCCUGUGUAGCAGAACUUAGACAUGCAAAUUUAGUAAGCAUGAAGGCCUGAAUGAGACUAUUGAUCUUAGCCACAUGGGUAUGCUGUUCACCACAGGAAAGUGAUACAGUUCAAUAUAUGUAUGUAUUUCCCAUAUUAGUGCAUCAUUUUUAGACUGUUAUGGUUAUUUACACCGUUGGUCAUGAACGCAGCUUCUACCUACUAAACUCAAUUUUGCAGCUUUGCAACACUACAAAUUUCUGUAAAUUUCCCCGAAGGAUCAAGAAGUUUUAUUCUAUCUUAUCUUUCUGAUGAAUGUUCAAAAGAACCAUCAAUUUUCACCUCUUGUACUUCUCAUUUCCUCCAAACUUAGAUUUACAAUGCCAGGUGAGGUUACACAGACUUAUUUUUGUAGAUUCGGCCAACAGAAGUCCCAGAACUUACAUGGUGCUUUUAACACAGAAUAUUUGACUUUCUACUAAAGCACAAUUUAACAAAGGUAUGUAACUUUUAAAUAAUGGCUUUAUCAAUAACCAAUAAAUGGUUUAUCUAUGAGUAGUUACAAGUGGAGGUUGACAGUUUUUAGGGGGCUAAAAACCUAAGUUACCUACACUGUCAGCCUAGGAGCUGUUCAUGUUAAUGCCCUAUAAAUGAUAUAAAGUGUAAGGAAAUUAUUUCUUUCAUUAAUGAAGACAUUGUUUUAACAACAACACAACAACAAAAACCUUAUUAGAAAGUGGUCCAUUUUUUUUUCUAAUUUUAGAUAAGUUUGAUUCUUGACUCAUUUUGACUUUACACAUCUUCAAAUAUUUGAGAUGUUCUGUCUCUAUCAACUGACUUAGUCCUUAAUUGCAGUCCAAUGUUGGAUGCUGUAAUGCACCGGUACAUAUUCCUGAUGUAAGUUCUUCUCAGUCAAGAAAAAGAAAGAAAGAAAUUAUUCUCACGUUUUAUCCAUGCAUUCAUUAAUAAUUAAGUUUUCAUCUAAAUAACUUUUGUCAUAUAUUUCAGAGUAUCCCUGUCACUGAACUUUGGUUGCUUUCUUUCAACCCUUACACACUGCUGGUGUUGUCGAAUGGCAUAUAAUACUUUUCAGAAGCUUUUCUAUCAGACCAGUCUCCACUGCCAUUUUAGGAUCACCUGAACCUUUGAGUGUGGUGAAACUGCAUGGAAUGUCCCUUGUAGAACCUUUUUAAGGGUCGUUUUGUGGGAAGAAAAAGUGCCUACUAUAGAGAAGGUACUUCUGAGUGGCUGUGAAAUGUUGUGCAGUUCUCGAUGCUAAUUAGAUCAGUUUGGAGAGGACAAAAACCACUAUUUUUUUUUCUGCCCUCUUGAUAAUUGUGUUCAAAAUUAUUGGAUCUUACUUCAUAAUGGCAACAGAGAGGCUGAAAGCGCUGAUAACGAGGCCAUUCUGGUAAACAUUUGUGCUACCUCGUGCCUGUCCCAAGUACCUGCAGUGGAAAGCUGCCAUAAUGGAAAAGAAGAAACAGUUCAGGAACUACCACUGUGUAAGAAUAUUGUGAAAUGAAAACUGAGACCAUACAAUGCUGCCUGAAAUAACUGCCUAAUGUAAGCUAAAAGUCCAGUCACCCAGAGUGGAUAGUGUAUUUAUUAGUACUGACACAUCAUAUGAUUGCCAGAGAAUGGCAGUUUAAUAUUCUGUCGAAUUUGUGGCUCGUAAGUUAAUGGAAUGUUUAAUUUAUAUUUCUUGGAAUAUGAGUUGUAAAUAAAGUGCAAACUAUUUCUUUUUUAUUAUUUAAUAUCUGUGUACAUGUCAUUUGUCAUAUUAUGUUUCCUUUUUUAUGGCACGUUACUCAAAAAACAAACAAAAAAAACUGGAGGUGUGAAUGUGGAUGUGCUAAAAGCGAUACUGAUAAACUUGUGAAAAACAAAGUUGAUGAUGAACUCUGUCCUUUUCUUACCAUUUGUUUACAUGUAUUUGACUAAUUGCUGAUAAUAAACAAUUGAAAUAUUA